Megalops cyprinoides (Indo-Pacific tarpon) is the source of this 2082-nucleotide messenger RNA. RefSeq names its product ZPR1 zinc finger (gene zpr1). The coding region runs from base 286 to 1638 and encodes 450 amino acids. The record is from RefSeq and is a predicted model, not a curated record. Gene Ontology annotation, molecular function: zinc ion binding. The transcript has 14 exons. NCBI's taxonomy places the organism in Eukaryota, Metazoa, Chordata, Actinopteri, Elopiformes, Megalopidae. Gene Ontology annotation, cellular component: cytoplasm; nucleus.
UACAGAGUGGAAACCGAUUAUAUCGUUGAUCCGUCCAUAUAAAAUAAAUAUUAGUGGAUCUGCGCAGCGUCUGCUUUUCUUUAAAACGGAUGCCCGUGAAGAAACUACUUCACGGAUGAGGCGGAGAAAGCUGACGUUUAGUUUCCGGGUGAAAAGAGACAACGUGGAGGAACACGGAACCGUCUAGAAACUAGUGGAAGGAGCGGUGCAGAGUUGGCGUGGCGUUGGGGCAAAUAUCCUGAAUAGGUUACACAUAGAUUUGCUAACUGUCUGAUUUGGUAAAUAAUGUCGGUGAUAGAGCAGGAAGAUGUGCGAGGUGGAAAAGCCGUUUUUAAAGAGAUAAGCGCGGACGACGAUGAUGUGCAACCCACUGUUAUCGAGAGUUUGUGUAUGAACUGCUACGAAAAUGGAAGCACUCGUCUGUUGCUGACGAAAAUUCCCUUCUUCAAAGAGAUAAUCAUCAGUUCGUUCACAUGUGCCCAUUGCAACUGGUCCAACACCGAAAUUCAAUCAGCUGGCCGCAUCCAGGACCAGGGAGUGACGUACACGCUCCGCGUCCGAUCAAAGGAGGACCUGAACCGAGAGGUGGUGAAGGCAGACAGUGCGACCACCAGAAUCCCGGAGCUGGACUUUGAAAUUCCCGCCUACACACAGAAAGGGUCUCUCUCCACUAUUGAGGGCCUGUUAGACCGGGCUGCAGCUGGACUCGAGCAGGACCAGCCCCUGCGGAAGGCAACUGCCCCUGAGGUCGCUGAAAAAAUUGAGGAAUUCAUUGAGAAGUUGAAGAAGCUGAAGGACGUGGAGAGUGAAUUUACCUUGAUAAUUGACGACCCAUCUGGGAACAGUUUUGUGGAGAAUCCACACGCCCCGCAGAAAGAUGAGGCGCUCAUCGUGUCGCACUAUAAGAGGACCCCCCAGCAGGAUGUCCAGCUGGGGAUAAAGGCAGAGGAGGACAUAGAAGAGGAUGAAGGCGGAAAGCCAGGGAAUGACAUUGACACUUUAAGGAAUGAGGUCCUGGUGUUUAACACCAACUGCCCAGAAUGCAAUGCUCCAGCUUCCACAAAUAUGAAGCUAGUCCAAAUACCUCACUUUAAAGAAGUAAUCAUCAUGGCAACCAACUGCGACAGCUGUGGACACCGGACUAAUGAGGUGAAAUCUGGGGGAGCCACUGAAGCAUUAGGAACCAAAAUAACCCUCCACCUCACAGACCUCUCAGACAUGACUCGAGACCUGCUGAAGUCAGAGACGUGCAGUGUCCUGAUACCUGAGCUGGAGUUUGAGCUGGGCAUGGCAGCUCUCGGCGGGAAGUUCACCACGCUGGAGGGCCUCCUCAAAGACAUCAAAGAGCUGGUUGUUUCAAAAAACCCCUUCAUUUGUGGAGAUAGUGGCACAUCGGAUCGAGCUGAGAAACUAGAGCUCUUUGGCAAGAAGAUUGACCAGAUCAUUGCUGGGGAAAUGGAGGUACACAUCAUUCUGGAUGACCCAGCGGGGAACAGCUAUCUACAGAACGUGUAUGCCCCAGACCCAGACCCAGAGAUGAAGGUGGAGAAGUACGAACGGACGUUCCUGCAGAACGAAGACCUGGGUCUGAAUGACAUGAAAACGGAGGGGUAUCAGGACGAGAGCGUGCGCUCGUAGCCAAAGAACGAAAGAUGUGGAAGAGACGGAGGAGAGGAAAGCUAAGACAAUGUACACCGCCGAAAAAAUAAUCAAUUUUAAAAGAUUGCAGAAACAGGCACAACAACAAAUUCGUGUUCCCAACAUUCUUCAGAAAAAAGGAUAGUGUUCAUAACUACAGCUGCAGUUAAUAGUGGCUUUGGAUGUAAAGAGGUAAUGCAGUUGCUGGCAGAGCUAUAAGUUUUUAUUUUGUAUCACACUAAUUAUUUGCGAAUGGAACUUUUUUUUUUGGUUUGCUCUUACAGGGGACAUUGAUUUCAUCAGCCAGACAUGAAGCGUUACCAGCUAUGGAAAAUAUGCACAGUACAUGUGCUCAGUGUGAAUGCUACCCGUUAUAAGUUAAGAGUUCAAAUAAGUAAGUGAGCUGCUGUGAAUAAUUUUCUCUAUAUUUGCAUUUGUGCAAAG